This is a messenger RNA of Fonticula alba, 971 nucleotides long. RefSeq lists its product as hypothetical. Lineage: Eukaryota; Rotosphaerida; Fonticulaceae. The record is from RefSeq and is a predicted model, not a curated record. The transcript is spliced from 2 exons. Bases 29 to 934 code for a protein of 301 amino acids. Gene Ontology annotation, cellular component: nucleolus. Gene Ontology annotation, molecular function: telomerase inhibitor activity; nucleic acid binding. Gene Ontology annotation, biological process: regulation of ribosome biogenesis.
CACAGAUGAGACUGGUUAUGGACAUCGGAUGCUGAAGUCCAUGGGCUGGAACACCGGCGAUGGUCUUGGACGUCAGCGCCAGGGCCUCACAUCCCACAUCAAGGUGACCAUGCGCACGGAUAACCGCGGCAUCGGCGCGGACCGUAACACUGGCGACAACUGGCUGGAGAAUGCCAUGGCCUUCAAUGAUGUGUUGGCUGACCUGAACAGCGCUUUUGCCAACCCCUCGACCGAGGGCGAAGCGGCGUCCGAGCAGCCCGCCCCGGCUCGGUCGCAGACCCGGCGCAACCUGCUGUACCGGCGCUUUGUCCAGAGCAAGGACCUGUCCACCUACGAGAAGAAGGACAUGGAUGCCAUCUUCGCUUCCAGCCGGAUGUCCGUGACCAAGAAGAGCAAGAAGCGCGAUGCCAAUGGGGAUUCCAACAACGAGGACUCCGGCAGCGGGCUGGGCUUCGGCGGAAUGGGCCUGGGAGGUGGGUCGGAUUCCGAUGACUCGGACGACUCGGACUCUGAGACCCUCGGCGGGGUGAAGACCAUCACCCAGUCGGUGUCGAUGUUCGAUUAUUUCAAGCAGCGCGCCGCCGAGGCCGAGGGUCGUGCGGCUCCUGAGUCCCGGGCAAAGCGCGCCCGCUCCACCGAUGAUGAGAGUGACGACCAGCAGGAGACCGAGGCCCCUGAGGCCCCGGCCCCCAAGCGGUCGAAGUCCUCCUCUUCCUCUUCCUCCUCCUCUGCUGACAAGAAGCUGGCCAAGAAGGAGCAGAAGGCCGCUGCCAAGGCCGCUGCCAAGGCCGCUGCCAAGGCCGAGAGCAAGAAGCAGAAGAAGCAGGAGAAGGCCGAGAAGAAGCGUGACAAGCAGAAGCCCAAGACCAAGGACGCCGAGCGGGCCAUCCGCAAGGCGGUCAAGUCGGCCAUGCGUGCCAGCAAGAAGGGCUAGGUCGCGUACGUGUGUGCGUAUGUGUGUGUGUGUGUGU